AUGGCUUCGACGCGGUUCAAGAAUGUAAUUGCUGGUCAGUUAGCCAAACUGACUGGCUCGGACGCGAGCGCCAUUGCUCGGGCGAUCGAUCGACCGAAAGUUAAAGGACGCGGAACUUUUUCUAUCCCCUUGCCGCGGCUUCUUCCUGCUUCAGUUGCCUCAGGAGGGAAGAAGAGUGCUGGCAAGAGGACGACCUCUGAGUUGAAAGAGACUUUAGGAGUAGUAGCAGAGGCAGAAAGUGGGCGGAUACCGGAUGCGAGGGCUGCACUGUUAGCUCGGAUACAGAACGAGUUUGACACAAGUGGGAUGAUUCGAUCUGUCCAGCCCGCCGGCCAGUUCCUCAACUUUACAGUCAACGAACCCCAAUACCUGCACGAUACCAUCCAGGAUGUCGUUCGCGCCGAAAACGGCAAACAAUCCGCCCUCUUAUCUUCUACCUCCUCCACUUCAUCAUCGUCAACAGCAACAACAUCAACAUCGACGGGAAACUGGAACGCGCAUGUGGAGAGUCUCGGGGGGUUUGGAUAUCAGGUUGUUGGUAUUAAUUACCUUGGCGAUUGGGGGAAGCAGUACGGACUGAUGGCGGUGGGGUUUGAUAGGUAUGGGGACAGGACAAAACUGCACCAGGAUCCGAUCAAACACCUGUACGACGUGUACGUCCGGAUCAACCAGGACAUCACCACCAACCCGGGACUCGACAAACUCGCCAAUCAGUACUUUAAACAGAUGGAAGACGGUGACUCCGCAGUCCUCUCCCUCUGGCAAGAAUUCCGGUCCCUCUCAAUCGACUUCUAUCGCCGGAUCUAUAAACGCCUCGGGAUCGAGUUUGACAUAUACUCAGGAGAAUCUGAAUCUGCACGGUUUGUCCCGCAGGCUUAUGAGCUGUUGAGGAGGAAGGGGUUGUUGAAGGAAGAGGCGGAUGGGGCAUGGGUGGUGGAUUUGGAGGAGUUUGGGUUGGGUGUUUGUACGUUGCGACGGGCGGAUGGGACGACGUUGUAUUUGACUAGGGAUGUUGCGGCGUGUUUGGAUAGGGCGGAGAGGUUCAAGUUUGAUCGGCAUUUGUAUAUGAUUGGCGAUGAUCAGAACUUGCAUAUGAAGCGAUUGUUCAAGAUCAUGGAACUUGCCUUUGCCACCGAGGCCACUGAGGCCUCCAAGGAUCAGAAGCAACAGGAGCAUUGGAGUCGAUCAUUGCAGCAUAUCUCGUUCGGAAAGGUGCAAGGCAUGUCGACCAGGAAGGGUAACGCCGUCUUCUUGGAAGACAUCCUCGACACGGCCCAGAGUACCAUGCUCGAGAAGAUGAAGGAGAACCAGGCAAAGUUCGACGCCGUCAAGGAGUCGUCUUCUGGAAAGGAGGGAGAAGGGAGCGUGGAAUCGGUGGCGGACCAGUUGGGAAUCUCCGCGGUCGUGAUCCAGGAUUUCCAGGCAAAGAGUCACAAGGGGUACGAGUUUUCUUGGAAGCGGAUGACCGAGUCUACGGGGAACACGGGCAUUUAUCUCCAGUACGCCUACGCGCGCCUCUGUGGCAUUGCGGACAAGUCAAGCACAACGCUAAACACAUCCGCGAAGACAUCCCUACUCACAGAACCAGAAGCCUACGAACUCGCCAACAUGAUCUCCCAAUACCCCGACAUCACCCUCUCAACCCUCCACACCCUCGAACCAUCGACCAUCGUCAACUACCUCUUUGGCCUUUCACAUGCAAUCAGUUCUGCAAACCAAGUCUUGCAGGUGAAAGCUGCGGCUGAGGCGGGGGAGAAGGAGUUGGCAGAGGCGAGGUUCUUGUUGCUUUGGUGUGCGCGUGUUACGUUAGGGAAUGGAAUGCGGAUCUUGGGGCUUGAGCCUUUGGAGAGGAUGUGA
This is a messenger RNA of Linnemannia hyalina, 1857 nucleotides long. Lineage: Eukaryota; Fungi; Mortierellomycota; Mortierellomycetes; Mortierellales; Mortierellaceae. The record is from the annotation of a GenBank genome assembly.